AUGCAGACCGAAAAGCCUCAAGAUGAAAGCACCGCAGCAAAAGCACCAGACGGUGGCUUUCGAGCCUGGCUACACGUCGCUCUGUGUCACACCGUCUUCCUGAACACCUGGGGCCUGACGAACAGCUACGGCAUCUUCCAGCAAUACUACACUCGAGCCCUCAACCGCAGCCAGGACGACAUCGGCUGGAUUGGGGGCAUCCAGAUGUUCCUCCUUCUCUUCGCCGGCGUCUUCUCCGGCCGCCUCACAGACGCGGGCUAUUUCAAACCCUGCCUCAUCACCGGCGUCACACUGCAAGUGUUUGGUCUGUGCAUGGCCUCCAUCUCAACCCGCUUCUACCAGAUCCUCCUCAGUCAAGCCGUCUGCGUCGGCCUAGGAAGCGGCCUCAUCUUCACCCCAGGCCUCUCAGUAAUGGGCUCCUACUUCCACAAGAAGCGCCCUAUCGCCGUUGGACUCGCUGCCGCCGGCGCCGCAACAGGCGGGAUCCUAUACCCAGCCACAGCGAACGCCCUCCUUACACAUACCUCCAUCGGAUACGGCUGGACAAUGCGCAUCCUGGCGCUCAUCCUGCUCAUAAUCCACAUUCCAUCGGUAAUUGCAUACAGCCCGUACCUCCCGCCGCGCCCCACAGGCCCUGUAAUCGAAUGGACGGCCUUUCGCGAAAAGCCCUUCCUCUUUUUCACGGCCGCCAUGUUCCUCAACUUCUGGGGCCUCUACAUGGCCUUCUACUACCUGGGCACAUUUGCAAGGGAACAGGUCCAUCUAUCUGGCUCCUCGGACUCGAUUAACCUGCUUAUUGUGCUUAAUGCGGUUGGGAUCGUGGGGCGCAGUGCACCCGGGUUUAUAGCGGAGCGGUACACGGGGAUAACCAACAUUACGCUCUUCAUCUCGCUGGUCUCUGCGGUCUGCGUGUAUUCCUGGGCCGGGAUUCGGGAGAAUGACGCGGCGGGAUUGUAUGUGUGGACGGUUAUAUAUGGGCUGUUUGCGGGAGCUGCGCAGGCUCUUUUCCCGGCUAUGGCGACGAGGCAGACGGAUGAUUUGAGGAAGGUGGGGACGCGGACGGGCAUGGUGAUGACGAUUGUGAGCUUUUCGUGCUUGACGGCGCCGGCGAUCCAGGGGGCGUUGAUUGGGGCUGAUGGGGGGAGGUAUCUGGGGGCGCAGAUGUUUUCUGGGAGUGCGAUUCUGGUGGGAAUGGGCUGUUUGGGGGUUUAUCGGGGGUGUAAGGCUGGUUGGGGGGUGGUGAAGGUUUAA
This is a messenger RNA of Aspergillus puulaauensis, 1251 nucleotides long. RefSeq lists its product as uncharacterized. The record is from RefSeq and is a predicted model, not a curated record. The coding region runs from base 1 to 1251 and encodes 416 amino acids. NCBI's taxonomy places the organism in Eukaryota, Fungi, Ascomycota, Eurotiomycetes, Eurotiales, Aspergillaceae. Gene Ontology annotation, molecular function: transmembrane transporter activity. Gene Ontology annotation, biological process: transmembrane transport. The transcript has a single exon. Gene Ontology annotation, cellular component: fungal-type vacuole membrane.